CCCAUGUACCCGCCACAAGCACACGUGCAACCAAUGUACGGCGUUCAGUACGAGGGUGGCGCGGGCGGCGUGGCGGCGGGCGCGGGGGGGUGGCCGCAGCCCUAUGACGUCACCGUCACGCGCAACGAAGGCGAGGGCUUCGGCUUCGUCGUCAUCUCCUCCACCAACAAGGCGACUAGCACCAUCGGCCAGCUGAUACCUCUGUCGCCAGCGGCGCGGUGUGGAGCCCUGCGCGUGGGUGACACCAUCGUUGCCAUCAAUGGACAGCCUGUGCGGAACCUGGCGCAUCCCGAGGUGGUCGCUCUAAUCAAGCGUUCCGGCGCUAGCGUGACGCUCACGGUGCUGCCCGCCGACGCGCCACAGGACUGACGGCAGCUUUACCAUCGCCCACCACCGGGGAUGCAAGUGCCCUUCACUCCAGUGAGGUUGGUCACUCGCAGCACAUCUCGAUGGAGCCUCGCCUCCAACUCUUGCAAUGAUUUGUUUUAGAUCAGUUUAGUCUGUACAUCAUUUGCAGCUGUUACCAUCAAAUAUCCACAAAAUAAUAUAUUGGGUCCAAAUGCGUUGUCUCCCAUUCCUUAAAAUUAUAUAGAGGUUAUAUAAUGUCCCCACAAUCAACCACAAAAAAUACAUUAAUUUUUCACCGUAUGUAUAGUAGCCACUAUCUAUUUGGGUGUAAAAUGUGUAUAGUGUACCUCUACCCGAUUAUCAGUACUUAAUAUUUACAUUACUAUAGCUAUUGCCAAUGGUUUUAACGCCUUGAAGUUACACGUAAGCUGAAUAAAAGCAACCUACGACAAAAAGGUGAAGAGAUAAAAGCGGGUAAAGAAGCAAACUUCAGGGCUUUUAGUACACCCAACACAUAUUUGACUUCGUUGUAAAUGACGUGGAUAUUCCAAACUUCGCUCAGUAACCGUCCUCCAUUGUGUAAAGCAAGAAGACAUAGCUUUAAUAAUACAAUCAUAUUGUAAGUAAUUUUAAUUAAGGUAUAUGUUAACCGCUUCUAAGCGGUGUAAGCCAGUACAUUGUUACAUAAUGUCGGAAGAAAGUACGUUUUAUACUGACUGAAGUAAGUUUCGAUUCAAGUUGAAGUCAAGGAGUGUAAAAUACAGUUAAGUUGUACUUAAAGUUGAAGUACUUAUCAGUUAGGGUCACGUGUAAACUCGUUGAGGGCUGGAUAGACUAUUUUUGAUGGUAAAUAUAAUUACCGAAACGCUCUUACAAUACAGGUCAUGUCACAGCGUAGCAUAAGUGCUCAUACGCCUUCGAAAUGUCACCAUUCUAAAGUUGACGAAAUCGAUUAUAUUUGACUAAAAUUUAUCAGUUGUAAAUUUUGAAAAUUCUCGAAUAAAGUAAAUAUUAUUUAAAAAAAAACUACAUUUGUCUUUGGAGUAAAGUAAGAUAGGUGAUAUAUUUUAGUUCGAACUUUAUUUAGGGAUCCUUGUGAAGGUAAUUUUGCUCAUUGUGUGGAUUGUUGAAAAUAUUUAAGGCUGAAUUAUCGAUAUAAUUAUGACAGCUAAGUAUUUUUAUAAGCAUUGUUGUUACUGUUAAUCAUAGGCGUAAUAGGAAUGUUUUGGUAAUAUUUACCACAUUUUUUAUUAUUAUACCCAAGUUAAAUCACCCGUGGUGUAGAAGUGGUUAAUUUUAGGAAUGCCAUAGACUCUUACAUAAAAAUACUUGGUGUUCUUGCACACCGCUUAUAAACAACAAGAUGUAUCAACUUUAACGUGUGAAUUGUAUUUAAACUUGACAAUGAAACGGAGUCGCAAUUAAGAGUAUAAAUUCAAGAAAACAAAUCGGUAUAGGGUAUAUAUGUAACAGCAAUUAGAAAAAUAGAAAUCCCUCUGUGAAAGCAGCAUUAAAAUUUGAUAAGAAAUGAGGCAGUAAUUCAAAUUUCAAAUAUUGCAACGUGCAGGAGUGGGCGUGAAGUGGGGAUAUCGAUCCAUCUCUUUCUUUCACACGUAUCGUAAUGCCCACUGACGUCACAUGCAAGUAUUUCGUCCCUUUUCUUAUUUUUGACACGUCUACUACCUAAUUUAAAUGGCUUAUAACUUGCAGAUUUUUCACGAGAUUUCAAUGAUUUAUCUGUUUUACAAUUUAUACCACAUGCAUAUUUUGUAAAAAUUAUAAAUAAAUAAGUCAAAUACCCAAUCCAUAUUUUAUGACUCAUAAUAUAUAAGCUCAAGUGUGCUAAUACUUCCAGAAACAGUAAAACGUCCCGUCCUGUAAAACCAAAUUCGGUAGCUAUUUUAAACCUUGAUAACAAUUGAUUUUAGUAGUAAAAAUAUUAGAUAACAAUUAGGUUUAUGGAAAUAUUCUUCCUUCGUAUUUGUAAAUAGUAUCUUCCAAGUAAGUUAAUAGGUAAGAAUGUAAUUGAUGCUACUUAAUACUGUUAUCAAAUAAUCGUGUACAUAAUAUUUUUAUGUCAUUCCAAAAUUGAAGAUAUAGUCGUCAAUUUCUGAUAGUAACAUUACUAUAAAGAAUUUUAUUGAUUUAUGUUUGAUAAAGUCAAGGAAUGAAAGGCCAUAAAUGAUGAAUUAUACAGCAAUUUGAUGUAUAAAUGUGGUUGAUGGAUUUACUUGUUGUGAAGUUAAUCCAAUGAUUAAAGAAGAUUGAUAUUUUUAAUAUCGAUUAUACUAAUCGAUUUUUGAUGCAAGUAAAAUAAAUGCUAUAAAACACUUUAUAUCAAGUUAUCGCUUUCAUGUCUCGAAUAUCACAAAAUAAUCGAUUCAAAGCUCGAUUAAUCAUGAUCGAUUAUUCUUUUUAUAAAUUGUGUCACAUAAAAUGUAGGUGAUAUUGACUGAAAAGGAAUCUUAUUUAUUUAUAGUUGAAUGUUUUAAGCUUUUCUAGUUGGGACCACCGAGAUUAUACGAUCACUAGUUUUACACAUUUGACGUUAAAAAAUUUAAUCUAUUAUUAAGAUAGUGUUUUUUCUGCGGCGUCACUUGCCAAGACUUGAUAAUGUAUUCUAAUAAUGGUAUGUAAUUUUAAGUAGAUCCAGUUGUUAAAAUAAUAUAAUAAUUAUAAAGAAAUUGAUAAUAUUCCUUGUAUAACAAAGAACUUCCAUGUCUAUAUUUUAGCCCAAACUCGUCCAAUUAUAAAAUAUAUUUACUCCAAUCAUUGUUAUUGUGUAUAGAUGUAGUAAUAAUUUGAAAUUGUAUUAAUUAGUCAUAAUAGCCUUAUUCGUAAAUUUUAUUAGCAAAGUUAAUCGUUUAUCUCAUUCGAAUGACUUCAAGAAUCUAUUCGAAUUGUAAUAUUAUCGAUACUUUGAAACAAGCAUUACGGAAAAAGACUCAUUAACUUCCUCAUCAAGAUCAGCAGCAUAUAAACAAACUAUUUUAUCUCUCUUACUCUUAGCUGAACUAGAAAGAGACAAAACAUUUGCUAAUAAAUAUUUAUGAAUAAGCGAAGAAAAUUGCAAUGUAUAAGUGCCUUUUGUGAACAGUCGUGCCGCACCUUAUAUUUAUGUACUCGAUCACCCAAAGAUGUUAUAUCGACCGGAUUUUAAUAUAGACUUUAGCGCCUUAGUUUAAGACCUAGGUUUUAGACAGUUUUAGUUAGCUGUGAGUACCUUUUGAGCAUAUAUAUAUAUUAAUUGUAAUUAUAUUUCCAAUUUAGUUUUUCACUAAGGAACCUGAUAAACGUUCUAAGCCUGUUUAUGAAUUUGUGAAUCUCACGUUUAUAGUAAUAACCC
This is a messenger RNA of Manduca sexta (tobacco hornworm), 3694 nucleotides long. RefSeq names its product membrane-associated guanylate kinase, WW and PDZ domain-containing protein 1-like. Lineage: Eukaryota; Metazoa; Arthropoda; Insecta; Lepidoptera; Sphingidae. Gene Ontology annotation, biological process: signal transduction. The transcript has 4 exons. Gene Ontology annotation, cellular component: cytoplasm. Gene Ontology annotation, molecular function: protein binding. The record is from RefSeq and is a predicted model, not a curated record. Bases 4 to 369 code for a protein of 121 amino acids.